Anolis sagrei ordinatus is the source of this 5494-nucleotide messenger RNA. RefSeq names its product cadherin 7 (gene CDH7). The record is from RefSeq and is a predicted model, not a curated record. Gene Ontology annotation, biological process: adherens junction organization; cell-cell junction assembly; cell morphogenesis. Lineage: Eukaryota; Metazoa; Chordata; Lepidosauria; Squamata; Anolidae. Gene Ontology annotation, cellular component: plasma membrane; catenin complex; adherens junction. Gene Ontology annotation, molecular function: cadherin binding; calcium ion binding.
CCUCGGCAAAGCAAGUUCUCCUCAGCGGAGCCCAGCGCAGCCCGGGCACAUGGUCGCGAGGACUUGGCCGCGGCGGUAGCCCUCGCCUUCGAAGGCCGGCGCGUGGAUUAAAGGCGGCGGAGGAGAAGGAGGAGGAGGAGGAAGCGUCGCGCUGAGGGGAAGGCGGAAGGGACGAGGGAAGGUCACCUCUCUCGGCAGGAAGAAGAAGAAAAAAUGAAGCUGGGCAAGGUGGAAUUCUGCCAUUUUUUACAGAUAAUAGCUCUUUUUCUCUGUCUAUCUGGGAUGAGUCAAACCGAACUCUCAAGUUCAAGAUCAAAACCCUAUUUCCAAUCUGGGAGAUCACGAACCAAGCGCAGUUGGGUAUGGAAUCAGUUCUUUGUACUGGAGGAAUACAUGGGAACCGAUCCUCUCUAUGUGGGAAAGCUUCACUCUGAUGUUGAUAAAGGAGAUGGCUCCAUCAAAUACAUCUUGUCAGGAGAAGGGGCAAGUUCCAUUUUCAUUAUUGAUGAGAACACAGGGGAUAUUCAUGCUACAAAGAGGCUUGAUCGGGAGGAACAGGCCUACUACACGCUCCGAGCACAAGCACUGGAUAGACUGACAAAUAAACCCGUGGAGCCUGAGUCAGAAUUCGUCAUUAAGAUUCAGGACAUCAAUGACAAUGAACCUAAAUUUCUAGAUGGUCCUUACACAGCUGGGGUACCAGAAAUGUCUCCUGUGGGAACCUCGGUGGUGCAAGUGACAGCAACGGAUGCAGAUGACCCUACAUAUGGCAACAGUGCCAGAGUGGUUUACAGCAUUCUUCAAGGGCAGCCUUACUUUUCUGUAGAACCCAAAACAGGUAUCAUCAAAACAGCACUUCCAAACAUGGACCGAGAAGCAAAAGACCAGUACCUACUUGUCAUACAAGCAAAAGAUAUGGUGGGUCAAAAUGGAGGUCUCUCUGGGACCACUUCUGUCACUGUCACCCUUACAGAUGUCAACGAUAAUCCUCCUCGCUUUCCCAGAAGAUCCUAUCAAUAUAAUGUCCCAGAAUCACUACCUGUGGCAUCAGUGGUGGCAAGACUAAAGGCCGCAGAUGCUGAUAUGGGACCUAAUGCUGAAAUGGAAUAUAAGAUUGUGGACGGUGAUGGCUUGGGAGUGUUCAAAAUUUUAGUGGACAAAGAAACACAAGAAGGAAUCAUUACAAUACAGAAGGAGUUGGAUUAUGAGGCCAAGGCAAGUUAUACCUUGAGAAUAGAAGCAGCAAAUAAGCAAGUUGAUCCUCGCUUUCUCAGCCUCGGGCCAUUCAGUGAUAUGACAACAGUGAAGAUUAUUGUGGAGGAUGUAGAUGAACCACCUGUAUUUACCUCACGAUUAUACACCAUGGUAGUGUCUGAAGCAGCCAAAGUGGGCACCAUCAUUGGAACUGUAGCAGCCCAUGAUCCAGAUGCAUCUAACAGUCCUGUCAGGUACUCAAUAGAUCGAAACACAGACCUAGAGAGAUAUUUCAACAUUGAUGCCAACACUGGAGUCAUUACCACUGCAAAGCCCUUGGAUAGGGAAACAAAUGCUGUGCACAAUAUUACUGUCUUGGCUAUGGAAAGUCAAAACCCUUCACAAAUUGGGAGAGGAUAUGUAGCCAUCACUAUUCUUGACAUCAAUGACAAUGCUCCAGAGUUUGCCAUGGAUUAUGAAACUACUGUCUGUGAAAAUGCAGAACCUGGGCAGGUAAUUCAAAGAAUAAGUGCUGUUGACAAAGAUGAUCCUCCUAGCGGCCACCAGUUUUCUUUCAGUUUGGCAGGAGAGGCGGCAAAUAACCACAAUUUUACAUUGCAAGAUAAUAAAGACAACACAGCAUCUGUACUAACCAGGAGAAAUGGAUUUCGAAGGCAGGAGCAAUCGGUUUACUAUUUGCCAGUCUUCAUUGUGGACAGUGGCUCUCCAUCAUUGAGUAGCACCAACACACUCACCAUCCGAGUCUGUGAUUGUGAUGCAGAUGGCAUUGCCCAAACAUGUAAUGCAGAAGCCUACAUACUUCCAGCAGGACUUAGCACUGGAGCACUUAUAGCAAUCCUGGCUUGCGUUCUAACAUUGCUAGUUCUUGUCCUGCUGAUUGUCACAAUGAGACGACGGAAAAAAGAACCCCUUGUGUUUGAUGAAGAGAGAGAUAUCAGGGAGAACAUUGUCAGAUACGACGAUGAAGGCGGUGGAGAAGAAGACACAGAAGCCUUUGACAUGGCUGCCUUGAGGAACCUCAACAUUAUUCGAGAUACCAAGACGAGGAGGGAUGUGACUCCAGAAAUCCAAUUCCUGAGUAGACCAUCAUUUAAAAGCAUUCCAGAUAAUGUCAUUUUUCGGGAAUUUAUUUGGGAAAGACUAAAAGAGGCUGAUGUGGAUCCCUGUGCUCCACCAUAUGAUUCCCUGCAGACAUAUGCAUUUGAAGGAAAUGGUUCUGUAGCUGAGUCACUCAGCUCCUUAGAUUCUAUCAGUUCAAACUCUGAUCAGAAUUACGAUUACCUCAGUGACUGGGGCCCCCGUUUUAAACGGCUUGCAGACAUGUAUGGAACUGGACCAGAAAAUUUGUAUUCAUAGCCUUUGAACCUUUCUACGACAAUGCACUAAAGAUAAAGAAAAGAAAAAAACUCAAUAUAUGAACUAAGGAAAAUCUGUAAAUAUUUCUCCAUUUUUAACCUUUUGGGUUUUUUUGCCUUGGUGAAGCAUACCUUCAUUAGAACUUUGUCCUAGGGACUGCACUGAACAUACAUAUCCUGGGUAUCUAAUGGCAUUUUUAGUAACAUUAAGAUGCUCAGCCAUGUGCAAAUAGAUAGCAACCCUCAGAUACCUGCAGAGGCAACUAACCUUUAAGAGUAAGUAGUGCACUGUGACCUCACUGAGCCAAUGAUAUCCUGUAGAUGCCUUCACAGUACUGCUAGGAUUAGACUGCAGAGUCUGCUUAGUGAGAAGGGAGAUGAAAACAUUCACCACCUAACAAUAAUAAUACAGUAUAUUGUAUACAGAAGAUAAGGCUUUUAUUUACAGUACUGCAUGCAGUUUGCUGGCUCAAAACAUGUCAAAUGCAAUGACUUUAAAAUAUUUGGUUUUAAAAGCCAAUUACUGGCAAAAAGCCUUUGUAAAUAGCUGGAUAAAUCUGGAAAAAAAGUCUGAAUUCAAAUAAUGCAACAUAUGCCAUUGCCUUAUCAAAAUCGUUUUAAGGAUAUGUCAGAAAGCCGGGAAAGAUUCCUGCAGUUUUGAUGCCUGUGUAGGUAUGGGGAGAAGUUGCUGUCUAUUUUUAGUUUCUUUUUUAAUUGUUAUAAUUAUUAUCUCUUCUGAUUAGUACAGGAGAGAUUAUGCUUUCUUGCUUUUUUAAAAAAUAAAAUGUUGACAUGUAGAGGUAUGUUUAUUUGGGACCUCCAAUCUCCACCAUGUUCAGGUUUAUUAUAUUGCAUCAUGGUAUUAGAUGCUUGAGAACAUGCUGUUUUUCCUCCAGUCUCAGCUACACGAAGGAAAUGAAGCAUGGAAAUAGAGAAAUUACAGUGAAGCAAUUGAGCCUGUCGUUCAUCUCUCUGAGAGGAACACUGCUACAAGGACACACCGCUGUCAUUGUUCUUCUGAGCCAUUAUAAUGUCUGAGGUUUUGAAUAAAACGUUUAUACUUUGCAUUUUCAAAAGGUGACUACAGAGGCAGCCAGAGGUGUCUGUAACAGAAGUUGUAGUUUUCAAGGUCAUCCAUUCUAUGUGCUCCAGUGAUUUAAACAAACCUGCUCCUUCCAUGAAGCUCCCUACCUCUUUUGCUGCUGUGGAAUCACAGCAAAGGACUCUUUUACAUUUCUUUCAUAUGUUAAGCAGUGUGAUGUGAUUAGCACCAGAAUCCGUCUUCAGAUCCUGACGCACAUGAGUAUUUCCCCCCAGGGAGCUAACUUCAUAACAUUAUUUCUAUGCUGGUUCAGGUGUACCAAACUCAGACAAUUGCAGUCAGUUAAAAUAAUGUUGGAUUUUUUGAAGUAGGAUUUCUUAGACUAUGACAAGUUUUUUAUGAUUCAGGCAAUAUUGAUAUUUUAGCUGCCCUGAUUUAUUACUAGAAAGUAAGACAUGAAUUCAAGUAGAAUAGAACUUUAUUUUAAUAGUCUUUUCCUAUUUUAUUCUUUUGCUCUCUGUCUGUCUGAAGACUGCUUGUUGAGUGAAUACAAAUGAAUUCUGAAAAUACAUAUCACAUGUUUGGUCAUAAAGCCUUUACAGUGGCUAGAUAAGAAAAAAGAAAGUCUUGAAACCUAGUCUUGUUUGCAGGAGUACAUCUAAAUCUCAAAAAAGCAAGGCCCCUGUAGACCACAGGUUCUCAGAUGUUAUCAUGAGCUCCCUGAGUUAAGAAGCUAGUGGUCUGUCCUUACUCAAACUGGUUUACUGACCCAAAAUUCAGUAGAUGACCCUGUCCCUUGCAUCUAAUGAAAAGCAAUGACAUGAAAUGACCACUGGAGCUCUUAAUGUGCUUUGAAGCACCAUGAAGUGGUGAACCUUACUUCAAAAUAGCCUCCUUUAUGAAAAAGCCAUUAGCCAACACAGCUUUCUAGCUAAUUAACUGGAUGUUAACUAGAUCUCAGAUGCAUACUCUGAUGAAGGAGGGAGUGGGCACGCACAAAGUGAAUCAGGAAGUUUGUGCCUUCUAUAGCAACUGUCAACACCACCAUGUAGAGGACUACCUUACAUUUUCAGAACUCAGGCCACAGAAGGUAAUAUUUAUUGUGAUAAUAAUUUUUAUGAAAAAGGACUCUAGUGAUGAAAUCUAGGAGAGGGAAAUUACUAAGUCUCUCAAAUUCUUGCAACUCAGCAUUAUGAACUACAUGAAAGUGGCCUUCAGCUUCAUCAAAGGAAUAAAAUGUGAUCAUGCACAACAUCUUUGAUAACUUUUUGUAGACAAUCAUUGUUUCAUUAGAUUUGCUUCUAGUUGUAUUUUAUAUAUGCAUUCUAUAUAUGUAUGCACACACAUACACAUAUAUAUGACUGAUUUUAUAACAGAACUCAAAGAUAUUGCCCUUAAUCACUUAUGUAAGAAAAAGAAAAUCCUGUGAAUUCAUAUGAAACUCAAUAAGCCUUUGAGAUGCAGGAGUUAUGUAAAUGUGAUGCAAGUAGAAAUCGGAGAUUUUUUGUGGACGAAUCUCCUUUUCCCCCCCAGCAUACUACUGUAAUUCAAGGCCAGGAUCCAAAGACAUGAUUAUUCUGCCAGACGAAGGAAACAUUUGUCUUCUAUUGCUGAAAUGCUACUUCCUCAUGCCACGUAUAAACAGCUGGAAUUCAGAAGACUGUCAGGCUGAUUGCUGAUAUGACAUUUUCCCAAUAAAAUGUCUCUAGAUAUUUUAGGUACUACUAAAGGACCUCUGUGGAUCCUGGUCUAAAUUGUUGCAUUAGAUGUUCUCAUAGCCCACUCAUAAUAGACAGAUGUAUAUGUGCAAAUAUGCCUUUUAUUUUUUUUCUUUUAUAUAAAAUUGUACACUGUCAGUUUUCUUAUAAAAAUGAGAUCAUUA